Molecule: messenger RNA, 1569 nt
Organism: Metarhizium robertsii ARSEF 23
Lineage: Eukaryota; Fungi; Ascomycota; Sordariomycetes; Hypocreales; Clavicipitaceae
Exons: 2
Coding region: 1-1569 (522 amino acids)
Molecular function (GO): zinc ion binding; nucleic acid binding
Source: RefSeq, a predicted model, not a curated record
AUGCCUCGACGUAACCGCCAGAAGACUCGUCAGGGCCCUCACCGCGGCAACGCUGAGGCCGCAGCUGCUCCGAGCUCCGCCGAACCAUCUCGCAAGAGGUCUUGGGCAGACUCUCAGCAUGACAGCGCCACUGCCCAAGCUGCCUCGAGCUCCGUCGAACGGCCUCCCAAGAGGUCUCGGGCAGAUCUGGACUCUCAGCAUGACAGUGCCAUUGCCAAAGCUGCCCCGAGCUCCUCCAACCGGCCUCGCAGGAAGCGUAGGGGUCACCGCCGGAAAUCCAAGCCCACCCAAAAAGAUGCAGCAACCACGUCGUGCAGUGCUGCCGUUGAAGCCUGUUCACCCCAAGGGGAUUCUGCGGCCGCGCCACGUGACGCUGCACCAGGAGGCGCGCUCGGCGCCAAGACCACCUCGUCCCAAGUGCGGCCCGUCCAUGGCCCUUCUGCCAACCAAAAACUUCGCGAUCGGAUCCGACAGCGGGAGGGUUUGAAACGUCUCUACACUUUGCAUUGCAGAAUCCUGGACCCCUACGAUCCCACCACAAUCGGGUCGUCUGAAGCCAUCUUGGCUAAGCUCAACUCCAUCACGUUUGGAAGGCGUCCCAGGAAGGGAGCGCUCGGUACCUUUGACGCGGCUGUUAUUGACGGGAGCUUGCUGUUCCUCAAUUUACGUGGAACCUUGCGUCCGCAUAUCAAGCAAUCACUGGUAGCUGCUGUUUCUGCUGCCCUCGGGCUUCGGCUCAGGCUUUGCGAGGAAAAAUACAUGCUUCGCCUGAAGUGGUUGCUACCGUGUCGUGCACUGCGUUAUGGAAGCUUGGAAGCCCUCGAAAAAAUCCGCAAGGAGAAUGGUGUCGUUGUGUCCCAAGUCGCUCAGCGCUUCUCAACCUGGUACGCAACAUUCACAGACCUAGACCAGGCUCUAGAAGCCCUGGCAAAGAAUAAAUUUUGGAUUGGCGGUCAACUCUCCACUGUCUGUCCCAUUCUGGAGGAUUCUGUCCCCAUAUUCUGCUACAACUGCAAUGCACCUGGUCACAUGCAUGCCCAAUGUUCCUCUAAACUAAAGCGGUGCGGAAAAUGCUCUGCUGUUGGUCAGCAUGACACGAAGCAUUGUCAUGUGACGGUGAGAUCCGAAAUGCGUUGCCCUAAUUGCGGACUAAAAGGCCAUGCUGCUUUCGACACCAACUGCGAAUACCCAGCAUCCAAGGCCGAAUGGAAGCGAGCAUCCAUCGCCAAGAAAACGUUGCCGGCCUGGGCUGCUGCAUUUCUGUCGGCACAAGCCAUCUCCACGGGCGUCAAGCACAACCCAUGGGAGGGGAUGAUCUAUACUCAAAAGCCAGACGAGAUAGCCAGGCUUCCAAAACGACGGAGACAGGCAAAGGCGGCAUCGCAAGCCACGGAAGCCAGUGGCGAAGAAGCCGAGGAUGGCGAUUGCGAAUCAAUGGACGACGAUGAAUUGGAAUCCGACGAAUCUCCCAAGAAGCGAGGCCCAGGGCGACCCAAGAAUCCGCCCAAGCUUGACGCGAGUCAGACUUCCCUUGACGGUUUUUGCAAACCACGCAAUAGCCAGGCAUAA